Messenger RNA from Pelagomonas calceolata, 1611 nucleotides. Lineage: Eukaryota; Pelagophyceae; Pelagomonadales; Pelagomonadaceae. The record is from the annotation of a GenBank genome assembly.
AUGUCUGCCCGCACUGCACUACUGCUGCUGCAUCUCGUCGUCGGCGCGGGCGGCCUGGCACGAAGCGGUCGACCGCCGCCGCCGAGCCAACAAAAGAGACCGUGGAAGCCGCAACUCCUGGACGCGGAGCCCGCGCCCGCGCCGCCGCGCGUGCUGCAUCGCGACGCCGACGUCGUCGUCGUCGACAAGCCGCCGGGCUGGAGCGUCGACGCGGCCGCGGCUUUCGUCGCCGACCUGCUUGGAGCGGAGCCACGGGUCCGGCAGCGGCUCGACGCCGACUGCUCGGGCGUGCUCUGCCUCGGCGCGAGCGCUGCGGGCGACGCCGCGCUGCGCGACGCGGCGCCGUCGUACCUCGCGCUGGUCGACGACGAGCCGGCGCGCGCCGCGGCCGCACGGGGCGCGUGUGCCAUUAUUGAAAGCGGUCCCGCGGGCGCGGUCGUCCGUGUCGCGGGCCGCGACGUCCGUAAGUCGCUCGCGGCGGCCGGCGCGCCGGCGCGCGGCGACGCGCGGCACGGCUGCGGCGUCGACCGCGCCGCGCCGCGCGCCCUGGUCCACUGCGAGCGCGUCGCGCUGCGCGGCGGGCGCUGCUUCGAGGCGCCGCGUCCGCCGGACCUCGAGUUGCGGUGGACGGAGCGACGGGCCGCGCUGCGCGCCGACGCGGCGACGACGUGCUACCGCGAGCUCCACGGCGCCGCGGACGGCGCGCCGGCGAACCUGUGCGUGGACCGCUACGGCGAGCACCUGCUCGUGCAGCGGCCCGAGGACGUCCCGGCGCGCGAGCGCGACGCGGCGCUCGCGGCGAUCGACGCCGCGCACGCGCCGACGGCGUCGUCGUCGGUCUACGAGAUCGUGACGCGCGUCGACCGGUCGCGGGGCGGCCAACCCCUGCCGAAACUGAUCCGCGGGCCCGGCGUCGCCGGCCCGUUCGAGGUCCUCGAGCACGGGACGGCGUUCCGCGUCGAGCUGGGGGAGAAGAAGCUGUCGACAGGCCUCUUCCUCGACCAGCGCCCCCAGCGCCUGUGGCUGCGACGGCACGCGGCCAACCUGACGGUGCUGAACCUCUUCGCGCACGCGGGCGCGUACAGCGCGGCGGCCGCGGCGGGCGGCGCGGCGCGCACGCUCUCGGUCGACUGCGACCGUAAUUGGCUCGCCUACCUCGCGCCGUCGCUGGAAGCGAACGGCGUCGCGAACGGCCCGCGCGAGCCCGUCGGCGAGGUCCACGACUGCAUUUACGGCGACUGCUUCGACUGGCUCAAACGCCUCGCGAAGCGCGGCGAGACCUUUGACGUCGUCAUUUUGGACCCGCCCUCGACCUCGACGGUCAACAAGAAGCGCUGGAGCGCGGCGCGCGACUACGGCGCGCUUGCGACCCUCGCGGCGCCGCUCGUCGCUCCGAACGGCCGGCUCUUCUGCACGACAAACAGCCGCAAGCUCCUGCCGCGCAAGUUCGCGCGGACCUGCGGCCUCGCGCUCAAGGACUUUGCGGCGACGGCGCCGGCGAUCAAGGACGUCGUCCUCGAGCGCGCCGCGCCGCCCGCGGUCGACUACCCGACGCGCUCGGGCGCGCCGCCCGAGGUGAAGAACCUGGUUUUUCGCUUCGUUCCUAGCUAA